This is a messenger RNA of Argiope bruennichi, 7394 nucleotides long. It is a transcript of the gene S6kII, whose product is annotated as ribosomal protein S6 kinase 2 beta-like. Gene Ontology annotation, biological process: protein phosphorylation; intracellular signal transduction. Gene Ontology annotation, molecular function: ATP binding; magnesium ion binding; ribosomal protein S6 kinase activity. Lineage: Eukaryota; Metazoa; Arthropoda; Arachnida; Araneae; Araneidae. Bases 478 to 2733 code for a protein of 751 amino acids. The transcript is spliced from 21 exons. The record is from RefSeq and is a predicted model, not a curated record.
AAUCCGAUCCGAAAUCUUGAAUGGGGGAAAUUGUGUACGGUUAUCAAUCGCUCGUAUUUCUGAAUGACCAUCUCUGAAUACUGUCAAACAUAUUGAGAUUGAUUUCUGGUUUACUCCUUUUCAAACCAAUGCUGUUGUAGGCGUUAGAGUUAGCUAGGUGAAAUAGUUUUUGAUCGUUAGACUAGAAAGUAUAUGAAAGUUUGGCGAAAGGAAAAACAGCGCCCAGAAUAUGGGCAUAGAAUUCUUUCGCGAGGCAGGAGAUCUGGUAAUAAAAUCGCAGAAAAACAGAGUAUGCCUCUCGCAUUGAUAUCUGAUCCUUGGCAACGUAUGCAAAUUCAAGAUGCUGAAACUGGAGCCAAGUGGUCCAUAUGUGCGUAUGGUUAGCAGAUGAAGAACGGUGAAGCGAAAAGAAUCUUUUAGAAAUUAGGUUGUCGUUUGUUCUGAUUAGGAGUUAUUUCAUAAUAGUAGAUCUACAGGAUGUUUUUUAUGAAUAACCAGAACCCUGCAAUUUGUGGUCCUCCAUCUAUUGAUGAAAAAUCUUGUACUCCUCAAACAGAAACUAUGGCUGCAGAGGAGAAUUUGGAAGAGAUGCCACAGCAAACUGAAGAAGAUAUGGAUACAAACGAAGUAGUAGAGGGAUUGCAUGAAAUAGAAUUGAGAGAUAUAACUAAGGAAGGGCAUCCUAAAGGUGCUCCAGAUCAAUUUAAACUUCUUCAAGUGCUUGGACAAGGAUCAUUUGGAAAGGUAUUUCUUGUAAAGAAAGUUGUGGGUCCUGAUGCUGGUGCUCUUUAUGCUAUGAAAGUUCUAAAGAAAGCAACAUUAAAAGUCAGAGACAGAAUGCGGACAAAGAUGGAAAGGGACAUUUUGGCGGACAUCAGGCAUCCUUUUAUUGUGAAAUUACAUUAUGCUUUUCAGACAGAGGGUAAAUUAUAUUUAAUAUUAGAUUUCUUAAAAGGUGGAGACCUCUUUACUCGACUGAGUAAAGAAGUAAUGUUCACAGAAGAAGAUGUAAAAUUUUAUUUAGCAGAACUGGCACUUGCACUUGAUCAUUUGCAUAGUCUUGGUAUUAUAUAUAGGGAUUUGAAGCCAGAAAACAUUCUUCUGGAUGCAGAUGGUCACAUAAGUCUUACUGAUUUUGGUUUAUGUAAGGAAGCGCUAAGUGAUCAGAAAGCUUAUUCCUUUUGUGGUACAGUUGAAUAUAUGGCUCCUGAAGUUAUCAACAGAAAAGGGCAUACAACAGCUGCUGACUGGUGGUCUUUUGGAGUCCUAAUGUUUGAAAUGCUGACAGGAGCAUUGCCAUUCCAAGGGGCAAAUAGGAAAGAAACAAUGAUGCAAAUUUUGAAAGCAAAAUUAGGGAUGCCCCAGUUUUUAAGCCCUGAAGCACAGAGUUUGUUGCGAGCUCUUUUCAAAAGGAAUCCUGCAAACAGAUUGGCUUCUGGUCCUAAUGGUAUUGAAGAAAUGAAAGCUCAUCCCUUCUUUGGAACAAUAGACUGGGUGAAGCUUUAUAAUCGAGAAAUAAAACCUCCGUUCAUCCCUGCGGUUUCAAGAUCAGAUCAUACUGCUCAUUUUGACAAAGAAUUCACAACUCGAACUCCAGAAGAUUCCCCUGGUUGCCCACCUAGUGCCACUGCUCAUGAACUCUUUAGAGGAUUCAGUUUCAUUGCUCCUAGUCUAGAUGAAAAUAGUGCCAAGAACACUGAAAAUAAUCAAAAGAAUCAGAAUCAGAAACCUGAAAGAAGUUUCAAAGUGAAAAAAUCUAUUGCUAAUGAAUAUGAAUUCAAAGAAGAUUUGGGCAAAGGAUCUUAUUCUUUGUGUAAAAGGUGUAUAUAUAAAGAAAAUGGAAAAGAAUAUGCUGUUAAAAUAGUUGACAAAUCUAAAAGAGACUGUGAUGAAGAAGUAGAAAUUUUACUGAGAUAUGGACAGCAUCCAAAUAUAGUUACGUUAUAUGAUGUAUAUGAAGAUUCAAAUUCAGUAUACCUCAUCAUGGAACUAUUACAUGGAGGCGAGUUGUUAGAUAAAAUUCUAAGUAAAAAGUACUUCAAUGAAAGAGAAGCAAGUUCUGUAUUGGAAGUAGUUGCUAGCACUGUUAAAUAUCUUCAUGAUAAUGGGGUAGUCCACAGAGAUUUAAAGCCAUCUAACAUAAUGUAUGCAGAUCAAUCUGGCAGUGCAGAAUCUUUACGAAUUUGUGACUUUGGAUUUGCAAAACAGAUCCGUGCUGAAAAUGGUCUGUUGAUGACCCCAUGUUACACAGCAAACUUUGUUGCUCCUGAAGUUUUAAAGAAACAAGGUUAUGAUGAAGCAUGUGACAUAUGGAGUAUGGGUGUUUUGCUCUAUACUAUGCUUGCAGGACAUACUCCAUUUGCAUAUGGUCCAGCAGAUAAGACAAGUGAUAUAUUAUCAAGAAUUGGUGAAGCUCGUUUCGACCUAACAUCUGGAAACUGGGUUAAUAUCACUGCAGCUGCAAAACAUCUAGUACAAAAAAUGUUGCAUGUGGAUCCAAAGCAAAGGUACAGAGCUGCUGAUGUUCUGAAUCAUGCUUGGAUAGUAAAUAAAGACCAACUUCCUGACUGCCAGUUAGCACUACAAGAAGAACCUUCUGUUGUAAAGGGUGCCAUGGCAGCUACAUUCCGUGCCAUUAACACUAUUCCAAGCUCACCUACUCUACAACCAGUAGAAGCUUCAAAGUUGGCUCGCCGGCGGCAGAGAAGUCGCCCCAAAUCCUCUACAGAUUGAUGAAAAACCUCUCUCAAAAAUCCAAACCUUUAUAAAAUGUGUGACAUAAGCCAACAUGCAGGGCUUUCAUUUCAAAGCAGAUUUAUAUUUGGUCCUGGACAAGAAACAUUUGAUAUUCGUGGCUUUCAUUCAGAACUUGAUUUUGAAAUCAUUCUAAUUUAUUUUUGAUUUAGAAUAAUCAUUCCCUUUCUUCCCCAUCAAUUUACUUACUAUUCUGCUCGAAAUAGCUUAUCUCAUUGAUUCAGACUUCUUCAUCUCAAUAUCCAUGCUGGCAAGAUCAGAAUUUCAAGUAUUAUUUAUGGAUGUGAAUAAUCAGUACUUUCAUUUAUUCUUGAAUUUGUUUCAUUUGAACAAGGUAUGCAUUUAGAAGUUGACACAUUUUUCUUGAAAAUGUUUGGAGUGAUUUUAAUUUUUUAAACAACUGUUUAACUUUUAAUGAUUAUCUUGUUUUUUUUAUCAUGCUUUUAAAAUGGAAAUUUUUAUUAAUUUUUAAAGAAUUUAUUUUGUUGCUUUUGAGGUGACUUACAAUUUUUUAAAAAUAAUCAAAAUUAGUUUUUGUUAAUUUAGGAUAUUUAUGCAACUACAGGGAUAUUUUAUAUACAAUUUAUUUACUAAUGUGUGUUUAUUAUUCUUUUUAUACAUGAAUGUAUAACCAGGAAAGUUUUGAAUUGGAAGAAUUUCUUCUUGAAAGUUACCUGCAAGUAAUAUAUUUAAUAAGUUAAAGUUACAGUUAAUUAAGAUGUUUCACACUGGGUCUUAGCUUUACUACAUUUUAAAAAGUGUAACUCUUCAGAUUUUUUUUGUAUUGUUUUAUGCAACAAGAAAAUGAAAUGAAAGCAACUUGGUUCCCAUUAAUUACUGAAAUGAACAAUUGCAAAGUUAUGGAAGAUUUUGAAUAUAAAUAUCUUAAUAUUUACUUUAAAAAUAAAACAUAUCAUGCUUUUCAGUAAUUUCAAUAUUGGGUUAUUCAAACUUAAGCAAUAUGGAAUUCAAUCGGUUAUGAUUGAUAAUGCACUGGGCUGUGUAUUUAUAUGUAAAACUUCCAUGUUUAAGGGUAUACUUUAAAUAAUGUUAUAUUUGAUAAAAAGUGAAAUAGUGUAGGUUUGGAACAUAUUUUGGAAAUGGCACUGAAAUAAUUUGGUAAAAAAUGAAAAUAACAAAUUUCCAAAUAUUUUUAAAAUAAUUUUUAAUUGGUCAGUUUAGCAUCAAUAAAAACAUUUACUUAUUCAGUAAAUAUUUGUGUGUGAUUGACUUUAUUCAAAAUAUUUGCAGCCAUAGAACUAAGUUUCCAGUAUUAAUUUGUGACAAAUUAAUAUUUAAGUGCCUUAUAAAGAAGCAUUAUUUUGUUCUUUAAAGAAAUAUACUAUUCUUAUUUUUUAAGAAAAUUAAGUAUAACCUGUUUUGAGACACAGCAAAAUGCAUUAAUUUAAAUGUUGUUUACAUAUAAACUGUUAAAAUAUUUUUGUUAUUAAUUUUAUGAUUUUUGUAUUCAUUCGUGGAUUGUCUAGAAAUGAAUAACAAUUUCGUUUAACAAAAGAACUAACUUAUUUUUUGUUUUAAUAUUGAUAAAAAGUCGUUUCUUACAAAUUGAACUUGGGAAUAUAAUUUUUCAUUUCAUAAAUAAUAAUUAAAUGGCUUGUAAAAUAAUUGAACAUGUUUUGAAUUGGUGCAUAGCCUUCUGUUGCUAAGUAUGAUCGAAUCCUUGUUUAAAUACAAUAUUUGUUUUGUUAAAGCUUAGUUGGAAACAUGCUUAUAAUAUUAAAGAAAAUAGUGGUAAAAUAAUUAAAGAUUCUUUGUGUAGUGCAAGAUAAAUCUUGUUAAACUUGAAAGGUGAACUAUUUUGUUCAUAUCUGAGAAUUUGAAAAGAUUCUGUUAAUUUGUCUGUUUCUUUGUAAAGGUUUUUUCACUGGGAAUGUUAAUUUUUAAAAUUAUCUGUUUAAGUAUAGAAUAAUUGACUAAAGCAUUAUUAAAUUAAUUUAUUUUCACUGUUGAACUCUAAUGUAUACAAAAUGUUUUUUUAAAAAUAUAAUUAUGUCAUCUACUUUUGAUUACUAUUACAUUUUACUUUUUGAUUACUUAAUUAAAAAGUUAAUUUUUUAAAUAUGCAGUAAUUGUAUUAUUUUUAUGAAAUACUAAUUGAGGGACUAAUGUUGUAAGAUGCAGGUAAUAAUUGAAGCUAUUAGUUUUCUAAUGAAGUUAAAUAAAAGCUAUUUUAAUCCAUAGUUAAAGAAAGCUAUUUUAAUGAUAUAUCUAUUCUAAUGGUAAAAUAUUAUUCCUAAUUUGCAGAAUUAAAUUCCUUUUAUAGAACACUUAGAUAAGAAAAAAAAAAAUAAUAAAUAGUGAUAGAAUAAAUGGCCAUGGAAAACCUGAAAUUUAUGUCAGCAACAUGCCAACCACAAAUUUAAAGUUAAUAUAAUUAUAAUGUGGCAAUUCCCAAAUUCCAAUAAUCAGUUUGAACUUAAUAACUUCUGUUACCCUGAAAUUAUGGGAAAAAUCUAAUAUAAAAAUUUUAUUGCCUGUUUCUUUUAACAAAAUAUAAAUUCUAUACUAUUUCUUUUUUAUUUAUUUUCAAGAAGCAAUAAAUUUUUUGAUAUAUAAAUAACUUGUGGUAAAGCUCGUAGGUUUUAUUUAUUCAUAUGAACAUCGAAGGAAUUUUAACUACUGUAUUUUUUUAUAUUUUAAAUUAAUUUUUAACAUUGAAACUAAAAGACCUUCUAGAUUAAAAAAAAAAAAAAAUAUUGGCAUUUAAAGGUAUGUUAUAUUUUGUUUUAUGAACCAUUUUACAUGCAAGUUUUUUAUUUUGAGUAUUUCUUUUAUUCUUUCAAUUUUGUUCAUUAAUAAUGGCAGCUCAGAGGUACUCUUUAUACAUCCAAUUAGUUUAUAUCACUUAUAGUACUUUCAAGUCAAAUUUAAAUACAUUACUUAUACUUGUAUUGCACUUUCAAAUUUUAGAAUACAUAGUAGAAGUAUUAUUUGCAUUUCUAUAGUCAAUUCUUUAUGCUUAGCUAGUAGGAGUUAUGUGUAUUUCCUGAUUCUGUACAUAUAUGUAAUCAAAUUUCUAUUUUAUUGAACAAAUUCUUAACCUAUGAUUCAUUGGAUUUUGAGAAUAAAGUCAUGUAGUCAUUUUUACAUGUUCUGUAAUGUAGCAGCUCUAAAUUGUAUAUUUAUAUUUUAUUGUUUUAAAUCUAAAUGUGAUACCUGCAAUAUAUUGAUAUUCUAUAUUCAUGAUGUAAAUAAAUAUUGCAUUUAAAUGUUUGAGAACACUUUGAAUUUAGUGUAUUAAUUUUAAAGUGUGAUGUGUGCUGCUGAUAAGUGUGUGAAUUAAUUUAAAUCACUGCCAAGAUUAUAUAAAUAGGGUCCAGAUAGCUCUAUUAUUCUUUUUAAUCUCUAAGUAUCUAUUUCUCAAAGUUAAUUAUUUCUCUAAGUAAAAUAGUUGUUAGAUAUCUUUAAAUAUCAAAAUUUUUAAGAUGUAAUUAAUGCAUUUAUAGGCUUAUCUCUUUCUUGUUCAGUUUUUGUUCUCUCAAUUGAAUCAAAAUAUAUUAAUGAAAUUUCAUUUAUUCAUACAUGAUUCAUAGGUUAUUAUACAGAGGAAUAAUUGCAUUAUUAUAGUAUAUUGAAGAGUACAAUAUGCUUCAAUGCUAACUUUUGGUAUCAUACUGCCAGGAAAUUACAUCAAUUGAUGACGAGCAUUUGGUGCAUUUUCAGAAUUUAACAGCUUCAAUGUGACUAUUUAAUAAUUUUGAUCAUCAUAGAUAUAUUAAUUACUUACAUGAAAUAAAUCAUAUAUUCAUUUUCAAUCAUUGUCCUUCUAACCUCAGUAUGCUCAGUUUUUUUUUGGGGGGGGGAUUAUUCAGCAUAGAAAUGUCUAAAAAUUGCUAAUUAGCCCUUCACAGUUCUUUAAUGUGGACAAAUAUUUUUAUAUUAACUUAAUCUGAUGAAGGGAAUACAAAUGCGAAGUUAAAGCUCUUGUUUUCUUGUAGUGCAUUAUAUAUGAAACUCUGAUUCUGAUAUGUUUGUUGCAGAACAGUUAAUAAUUAUAUUAUGAGAAAAUUUUAAUGAUAAUAUUUAAGGCCAUAAUAAUGCUAUAAGGCUAUUUUCAUUUCAUUAUAUUUUUAAAAAGGAAUUAAUUUAUUGACUUUCUUUUUAUUUUAUUAAUUAAACAUAUGUUUUUGAAAAUUGCAUUUACAUUUGCAUUUAUCCUGCAACUGCACAAAUUAAAUUUUUUUUUUUUUGCUGAAUUUUUUGAAUUACAGGAUUUUCUUCUUUUUUAUAUUCAUAUAAUAUAAAUUAUAUUUUAAUAAAUUUUUUCAGUAAAAUUAUUUUGAUAUGAUUUAGGAUAGUAUAGGGCCCAGUUAUGCACUUCUGAUGAUGAAAAUAAGUUAAUUAUUAAUAUUAAGUAGUUUUUUAAAAAGCUAUAUAUUUAAAUUAAAAAAUUACUCUAAUAUAUUUAUGAUAUAAUUGUACUUUAAUUUUUACUUGCUAGUAUCUCCCUUGUUUUAUCUGUCACCCUGUUUAUGUAAUGUUCAAAGAGUGUUAAAUAGUUGUAAAGACUAAAAAUUCGAAGUGUGCAUUUCAUGUUAAUAUUUUCUUGCUGUUGCAGUUUUCAUAAAUCUGUAUAUUUAUGCUUUUGAUUGAAAGUAUUAUAAAAUAUUGAAUACAAA